AUGUACAAAGUGUAUAAGUUGUUUGUGUUUUUCCUUGUCGUGUUCCUGAUCGGCGAAUCCACUGGCAUGAGAAUAAAACGGCAAUCAGGCAACGGAACUUCGACUGCUACUGCUACUGAAAAUGGGCAAAAUACACAAUCAGAGUCAGACUUACAAGAAUGCAUUCGGAGCUGUCCAGUGACCUCCGAGUAUAAUCCUGUUUGUGGGUCUAAUAGAGUCACUUACUCUAAUCCAGGUAGACUUCUGUGUGCCCAAGGAUGUGGUGUCAGUGUAAAUCUGCUCAGAACUUCGCCGUGCCCCACGAGCUAG
This is a messenger RNA of Parnassius mnemosyne (clouded apollo), 309 nucleotides long. NCBI's taxonomy places the organism in Eukaryota, Metazoa, Arthropoda, Insecta, Lepidoptera, Papilionidae. The record is from the annotation of a GenBank genome assembly.